CCUUCUCCGGCGCGUCCCCUCCUGGAGUUGCGGCGCCCGCGGCUGCCCCGCGCCUGGCUCCUUCUCCCCGGCUCUGCGUCCCCUCCCGGGGGUGUGUGCGUGGCAACUUUGCCCCUCGCUUCUGCUCCUCUGAUUGCCCUUAUAUGUGACCAUGGCAGUGCCGGCGGCUUUGAUCCCCCCGACCCAGCUGGUCCCCCCGCAGCCCCCGAUCUCCACGUCUGCUUCCUCCUCUGGCACCACCACCUCCACCUCCUCGGCGACCUCGUCUCCGGCUCCGUCCAUCGGACCCCCGGCGUCCUCUGGGCCAACUCUGUUCCGGCCGGAGCCCAUCGCUCCCGCGGCGGCGGCGGCGGCGGCGGCGGCGGCCACAGUCACCUCUCCCGGCGGCGGCGGCGGCGGAGGCAGCGGAGGCGGCGGUGGCAGCGGUGGCAACGGCGGCGGCAGCGGAGGCGGCGGCAACUGCAACUCCAGCCUGGCGGCCGCGAGCAACGGCGGCGGCAUCAGCGCUGGCGGCGGCGGCGCCUCGAGCACCCCCAUCAACGCGAGCACCGGCAGCAGCAGCAGCAGCAGUAGCAGCAGCAGCAGUAGCAGCAGCAGUAGCAGCAGCAGCAGCAGCUGCGGCCCCCUCCCCGGGAAGCCAGUGUACUCAACCCCGUCCCCAGUGGAAAACACCCCCCAGAAUAAUGAGUGCAAAAUGGUGGAUCUGAGGGGGGCCAAAGUAGCCUCCUUCACCGUGGAGGGCUGCGAGCUGAUCUGCCUGCCCCAGGCUUUCGACCUGUUCCUGAAGCACUUGGUGGGGGGCUUGCACACUGUCUACACCAAGCUGAAGCGGUUGGAGAUCACGCCGGUGGUGUGCAAUGUGGAACAGGUUCGUAUCCUGAGAGGACUGGGCGCCAUCCAGCCGGGAGUGAACCGUUGCAAACUCAUCUCCAGGAAAGACUUCGAGACUCUCUACAAUGACUGCACCAACGCAAGUUCUAGACCUGGAAGGCCUCCUAAGAGGACUCAAAGUGUCACCUCCCCAGAGAACUCUCAUAUCAUGCCACAUUCUGUCCCUGGUCUCAUGUCUCCUGGAAUAAUUCCACCAACAGGUCUUACAGCAGCAGCUGCAGCAGCUGCUGCUGCUACCAAUGCAGCUAUCGCCGAAGCAAUGAAGGUGAAAAAAAUCAAAUUAGAAGCCAUGAGUAACUAUCAUGCCAGUAAUAACCAACAUGGCGCUGAUUCCGAAAAUGGAGACAUGAAUUCAAGUGUUGGCAGCAGUGAUGGUUCUUGGGAUAAGGAAACACUGCACUCUGCCCCACCUCAGGGAUCUCAGGCCUCUGUUACCCACCCCCGCAUGCCUGGAGCGCAUAGCCUUGCAGUUAGUCAUCCUCUCAACCAUCUCCGGCACAGACACCUGCUGCCAAAUGGACUGGAACUUCCUUUUAUGAUGAUGCCUCACCCUCUAAUUCCUGUCAGCCUACCUCCAGCAUCUGUCACCAUGGCAAUGAGCCAGAUGAACCACCUUAGCACCAUUGCAAAUAUGGCGGCAGCAGCACAAGUUCAGACUCCUCCAUCCAGAGUGGAGACCUCUGUUAUUAAGGAGCGCGUUCCCGAUAGCCCCUCUCCCGCGCCCUCUCUGGAGGAGGGUAGAAGGCCCGGCAGUCACCCCUCCUCACAUCGCAGCAGCAGCGUGUCCAGCUCCCCAGCACGGACUGAGAGCUCUUCAGACAGAAUCCCUGUCCAUCAGAAUGGGCUGUCGAUGAACCAGAUGCUGAUGGGUUUAUCGCCAAAUGUACUCCCUGGACCAAAGGAGGGAGAUUUGGCCAGUCACGACAUGGCACAUGAGUCAAAGAGGAUGCAUAUUGAAAAAGAUGAGACCCCGCUUUCUACACCAACUGCAAGAGACAGCCUUGACAAACUUUCUCUAACUGGGCAUGGACAACCACUGCCUCCAGGUUUUCCGUCUCCUUUUCUGUUUCCUGAUGGAUUGUCUUCCAUAGAGACCCUUCUGACUAACAUACAGGGGCUUUUGAAGGUUGCCAUAGAUAAUGCGAGAGCUCAAGAAAAGCAGGUCCAAUUGGAGAAAACUGAGCUAAAGAUGGAUUUUUUAAGGGAAAGAGAACUAAGGGAAACUCUCGAGAAGCAGCUGGCUAUGGAACAAAAAAACAGAGCUAUAGUUCAAAAGAGGCUAAAAAAGGAGAAGAAGGCAAAAAGAAAAUUACAAGAAGCACUAGAAUUUGAGACGAAACGGCGUGAGCAAGCAGAGCAGACCCUGAAACAGGCAGCUUCGACAGACAGUCUCAGAGUGUUAAACGACUCUCUGACCCCAGAGAUAGAAGCUGACCGCAGUGGCGGCAGAACAGAUGCUGAAAGGACAAUACAAGAUGGAAGACUGUAUUUGAAAACUACUGUCAUGUACUGAAUCUUUCCUGUUGAAGAAAGCCCAUGUCAUAGUAGAGAAUUUGCAGUCAGACAUUCACCAUUGAAAAAUUUGGAGAAAAGAUAAAAGUCCUUUCAAGGGAACUUCCUCAACUUUGUGUAUUAAAUUUCUUUAACACUGAAGUAUUCUACAAAAAAAAAAAAAAGUUCCUCCAUUGAUUUUCACCAAGAGACCUGAGAAUGUUUAUAAAUAUACAAGUAUCAAAACUUCUUACAGUUCAUAACUGCAACUUUCUGCUGGACACUUGUAUACAAAGUUAAAGGCAGGUCUGAAAAUGGACCUGGCUUUUUUUUUUAAUGGAAUGAACCAAUUUCCUCUUCUGAAAAUUCUGUAUCUGAGCACAUCAAGAGACUCUUGUAACGUUAAUUAUCCAGACUUACAGAACCAUGUCCCACUGAAACCAGCAAGAAUGCAUGGAAAUGAACUUCUAAGGGGGCAUAGAGGAUUGUGAAAAAAAAAAAAAAUAAAGAGUAGUAUUCUGUUACAUUCAGUUUUAAACUCUUAAUUGCGAGUUUUUCUCCAGAAAAUUUUUUUCACAUACUUUCCAAAAGACCAACAAGUGGAUAUUGACAUCAACCCAAUGAAAUAACACGUUGCAUAUCUGAAAAGAAGCAUUGAAUAUAAGCCAAAAGGUUUCGCUGAAGGUCUCUUUUUCUUAAAAAUAAAAUAUAUAAAUAUAUAUAUAAAUGUAACAUUUUCAUUCCAAACUGGUAGUGGUAUAUAGAAUUUAAAAUAAUAAUGUUGCUUCUUAUUCAAACUGUUGGUCACAUGUACAGUAUAUAAACAUAAAACACAAGGAAGGUAUUAUGUAUGCAGUAGUAUACUAGAAUUUAGGAAAAUGAAAAUUUUAGAAAAUAUGUUUUGUCACCCUGUUGGUCAGAAAGAUGUCUUUCUGGUUUUAACGCAUGCAGGCAUGUAAAUAUUUGUCUGAAGUCACAGUAUUAAUGAAUGAGACUUAAGUAUCUGGUGACAUCAGAACUCUGUCUCAGCCACUUUUAUUUGUAUAUUGAACCCUAGUUAGUGCCCCAAACUGCACUAUUGAGAAUGGAUUGUGGCUGAACAGUAAAUCAAAACACCAGAAAUAUUUUUAUAUGUUAAUGUCAUAUUAUGUUAAUGUUGCUAAACAACAAAACCUAACAAAUCCUUGAUGUAUCAGUCCAAUACCAUGUAGCCCUGAGUGAUAAAGUUAAAAUGUGUUGUGCUUCCCACCCUGAUCAGAGGGAAGGGUGGCUAUGUGUUAUUUUCACUGUCUUUAUGAAAGUUACAGUAUGUGUUUUCACUUUUGUGCAGAUAACUGGAAGUAAAGCUGCAAACAGUGCUUAUUACAUGGUGAAGUUACCUUCCCUUUGCUUUUAUAUACGUGGAAUUACACCUUUAAAGACUGAUAUAUCACUACAGCCACUGUACAAUUCAUUAUUUUCUGUCAUCUUAAAAUUUUAUAAUUAAAGCAUUAUUUAUUACCAUAACACAGCAAAAUCUUAAGUGUCUAAGAAAUUAGUUUAAAAUGUUUAAGUUAGUUUUGAUUGGGUAAUAAUUAUUUGGCUUUAAAAAGUUAACAUUAGUGAUACUCUGGCACUAAGCUUCUAUAUUUUUAGGUCUUCCUCAUACUGCUGAAACAUAAUUCUUUUAUGUAACUCGCUAUUAACCGGCUAAACCCAUUUUAAUACAAUUGAAAGGUUAUAUGUACAGCUCCUAUUUUAGCUUGCUUUAAAAGGGGGCAAUAUUUUUUAUUUAAGAUAUUGUUAGUAAAUGCUUUGUAGAAAUUUGGUUUUCUAAGCAUAGCUUUUCCAUAACCAUCUUUUGUUGAGUACAAGAGAUUCUGCUCCUCCUACAUUGUGUGUUUGUUGUUUUCUCCUAUAUGCAGUCUUUAAAGGAUUACAACGUUUAAAAUUGGAUUGACUUGUGGCAAGAUUUUGAAUUAUGCAUCUUUGGAAAGAUUUUUUAAAAAGCCUACGACUUACAUGUGUGGUAGAACCAGCCAUUGCUCUGCUCCUGGCAUAGAGUCACCUGUUAAGUAGGGUUAAAUAGUUUAAAAAUACAUCUUUCAAGACCUUUGAGAAUGCGUUAGUGUUUGGUUUGAUAUGAAAGGAAAUUUUAGCAAGGAUUAAAGAAAAAGCUAUCAGUUUUAUGUUGAGAAAGACUCUUACUAACAUGUUUGUAAAUAUUACAGCUCAUGAAAUGUUAAUGUAAGUCUGUAACUUAAUUUUUUUCCUUUUUUAGUUAAACAGAUUGGUUAGAAAUUUGUGUUUUGGCAUAAACAAGUAAAAUUGUGCCCAUUUUAUGGUUUUCAUGCUUUUGUAAACCUACAAAUAUUAAUGUCUAGUUGUCCUAUAUUAUAACCACAUUUGCGCUCUAUGCAAGCCCCUGGAACAGAACGUACUCAUCUUCAUGUAGGACCUAUGAAAAUUGUCUAUUUUUAUCUAUAUAUUUAAAGUUUUCUAAAAAUGAUAAAAAGGUUAUUACGAAUUUUGUUGUACAAAACCUGUACAAAAAUCUGUUUUUACAUCAUAAUGCAAGAAUUGGAAAUUUUUCUAUGGUAGCCUAGUUAUUUGAGCCUGGUUUCAAUGUGAGAACCACGUUUACUGGUAUUGUAUUUAAUUUUCCUUUUCUUUCAACAACCUCCUAAUAAAAAUGUCUGAAAUCUG
Molecule: messenger RNA, 5067 nt
Organism: Cavia porcellus (domestic guinea pig)
Lineage: Eukaryota; Metazoa; Chordata; Mammalia; Rodentia; Caviidae
Gene: Dach1
Product: dachshund family transcription factor 1
Exons: 12
Coding region: 152-2404 (750 amino acids)
Biological process (GO): regulation of transcription by RNA polymerase II
Cellular component (GO): transcription regulator complex; nucleus
Molecular function (GO): DNA-binding transcription factor activity, RNA polymerase II-specific; RNA polymerase II cis-regulatory region sequence-specific DNA binding
Source: RefSeq, a predicted model, not a curated record